Molecule: messenger RNA, 1110 nt
Organism: Melampsora larici-populina 98AG31
Lineage: Eukaryota; Fungi; Basidiomycota; Pucciniomycetes; Pucciniales; Melampsoraceae
Exons: 5
Coding region: 1-1110 (369 amino acids)
Source: RefSeq, a predicted model, not a curated record
AUGUCUGACGAGGACGCUGUCACAGGACAUGGGAUCUACCUGUCUGCGAAUUUUGAAAUAGAAGAAAAGAUUUCUUCGGAUCAGACUAAAGAUGCCGCGUAUAGAACAUACAUCUUAUCUAUUCCGUGCACCGGAGCGAAUCGUGCAAGAAGUUUCUCAUAUGAGAUUCGAGCAACAGGAUUUAGCGGAAAAGGGUUUAAACUACUUGCCAAAAAUAUCUAUAACCUCCGUGGUGGAUUUUUCCCUCGGAACCGAUUAGACACUAGCAAUGAUCAAUUGUUUUUUGAAGCUUUGGAUCGAGGCAUUAUUACUCAUAACGAAGGUUUUGUUCACAAUUUGUCUGAUACUGUCGGUAUAACUGGCUUGGGUCGCGUGUCAAAAACCGAGACCAUCCUUGAGGAAACAAUUCAACACUUGAUCCCCAAGAAUCCUGGCUUGGAUAAGCUGACCACCGUAGUGACCGUCGAGCACUCGGAUUACCACCCAGAGAAGAGAGCUCAAGUGUGCCGGGUUGAGUACCGCAUUCGACCAUUUCCACACUUGGCGGGUAGUCAUAAGACUAUGAGAGUGGGUCGCGAGUGCCUUUUUCAUGGCUAUAUAAAGGAUUUCAACGAAGUGACCGAGUGCUACAUUGCCAUCGUGAACAAGGUUUCAGCUACUUGCGGGAAUGCCGAGCCACACGAAAUGGGUAACGGGAGCGGAAUGAAGAAGAGCAUCGAAGGAGGUUCUUCUUCCCAAGUAAAUCCUAAUAAACCAGUAAAAUUCAAUCCGAGAGCGGUUAAUUCACCAUUCAAGUCUCCUUUGAUCACGUCUGACUCAAAGUCGAGCUUACCAUUUGGUCCUUCUGAGUUCACAGAAACUUCGUUCUCGUCAGCCUCAAGCAGAUCUCAAGCGUCUUCGGCUCAAAAGGUAUUUGGUGAACCAGAGGUUGAGGAAACUGGAGAGGAGCCGGUACGGCCAAAAGCCACCAAAGGGUGUGCCCCCCCAAAAUCUAACAAGUCAACUGCGCCUCCUCCAAGUAAACGUCCACGUGCUCCACGUGCCAUUCGUGCCAAGGCUGGAAGAUCCAGUGGCAGUGGGGCUGUAGUUGACAUCGCUUCGGACGACUAA